UAUUCAGGGGAUGGAAGUGUUGAGAAACCACUGAUCAGCUGAUUGCUAAGCAGACGGGUUGUGUGGUCUUUGUACCAAGACUAAAGGAAACAUCCCAGCUCUGUUGACACUAACCUCUGGACACCAUCAAGUCAACAGCAGUGAAGGGUCUAUGCUGCAGAAAUCUCUAAAACGACAAAAUGGAUUCAUAUUAUGAGUAUGAUGAAGACUAUACCUACAGUGAUGACGGCAAUCACACUGUUAUACUGGAGCCUGUUUUUCAGCACCAAUCAAUGUGCUUAAAGGAAGUUUUGUGUGUGUUUUUACUUGUGGUCAGUGUGAUCAUUUUUCUGCUGGGCUUCUGCGGAAACGCUCUGGUCAUCUGGAUUUCUGGCUUAAAGAUGAAGAGGACGGUCAACACCACCUGGUACCUGAGCCUUGCCAUCUCUGACUUCGUAUUCUGCACCUUCCUCCCGUUCAGCAUCACCAACAUGGCGAUGGAGGAAUGGAUCUUUGGCAGCUUCAUGUGCAAAUUUGCCCCCUCGGUUAUGUUCCUCAACAUGUUCAGCAGCAUCUUCCUCCUGGUCGUCAUCAGCGUCGACCGCUGCGUGUCAGUCGUGUUUCCAGUUUGGGCCCAGAACCAUCGAACAGUUAAUAAGGCGUCCAUUGUUGUUUCCUUCUCCUGGCUUCUCGCCAUCGCACUGAGCUUUCCCUCUGUCAUCUUUCGACAAGUUGGCAGUCACAUGGGAAAGACCAUUUGCUACAAUAAUUAUACGUUAAGCCAGCAUAGUCACACGAUAGUUGCAGUAAGCCGCUUCUUUGCAGGGUUUGUAGUCCCUUUUAUCGUCAUCAUCGUCUGCUACUCUAUCAUCAUCCUGAAACUUCGAACCAACAGGAUGACCAAAUCCACCAAACCCUUCAAAGUCAUGUCUGCCCUUGUCGCUGCUUUCUUCAUCUGCUGGCUGCCCUACCACCUGUUCGUCCUACUUGAGCUCAACCAGAAAAACUUCGACCACAGCAUUUUAAUUGCCGGACUCAAAGUAGGAACUUCUUUUGCGGCAGCGAACAGCUUUCUCAACCCAGUGUUAUAUGUGUUCAUGGGCAAUGACUUCAAGCAGAAGUUCAAGAGCUCCGUGCUCUCAAAGAUGGAGAACGCGAUGGCCGAGGACGGCCGCACCACCAGCCGAUACUUGUCCAGGUCCAGCUCUAUGGACGGCAGAGCAUCUACGCACAUCUAGAGACGUAAAUCCAAAACUGGUUUCCUCAGGGUACUCAUGUGACAACAAAAAUGCUGUUUUCAAAUACGAUAUAUGAAAUAUAUAUAGCUUCACAGUGCUAAUGAGCAUUUCUUUUUUUACUUUUCUACUGUUGCCAGCAUGGAGAACGCUGUUGACAAUUCUGGCUCACACACACACACACACACACACACACACACACGCACACACACGCACACACACACACACACACACAUAAUGUAGUAAUCUGCAAGCUUAAGCCAAUAUCUAAACAUUGUGAAUUGCAGGGUGGGAAACAUCAAUCUCAUCCAGCAGAGAGAAGGUUUUCUGAGCUGUAUUUGUAGAUGUUCUGGGGUUUUAUUUACUGACACCACAGUAUGCAACUAUUUUUGUGUAGCAGCAUUUAUGUAUGUUGUUGUGUGUCAGACGGACCCAAAUACAGUGUGCUAAUGGAUGAACUGCUGUUGAGAUAUGUGCAGUUAGUUAGUUCUCCUGAAUCAUAGAAAUGCCACACACCCAGCUGUUAUUAACAGUUGACAUAAACUGUGUUGAAAUUUUUAUAUUUCAUGUAUGAAGCUCUACAGCGAAUGUCACUUUAUGCAAAUAACAUUUCUGUUUUCUGAAAUAAAGCUAUAACUAUCAAAUGAA
Messenger RNA from Cottoperca gobio, 1862 nucleotides. It is a transcript of the gene cmklr1, whose product is annotated as chemokine-like receptor 1. Gene Ontology annotation, molecular function: G protein-coupled receptor activity; complement receptor activity. The record is from RefSeq and is a predicted model, not a curated record. Lineage: Eukaryota; Metazoa; Chordata; Actinopteri; Perciformes; Bovichtidae. The coding region runs from base 180 to 1217 and encodes 345 amino acids. The transcript has 2 exons. Gene Ontology annotation, biological process: complement receptor mediated signaling pathway; inflammatory response; positive regulation of cytosolic calcium ion concentration. Gene Ontology annotation, cellular component: plasma membrane.